AUCAGUCACCUGACUCUCUGGCUGUCAGAGCGAAAAUGUCUGCGCACUUAUCCUAUGGUAGAGUCAAUUUAAACAUUUUACGGGAAGCUGCACGGAAGGAUCUCCGUGAGUUUUUGGACAAAUGUGCAGGAAGUAAGGCAAUUGUGUGGGAUGAAUAUUUGACUGGACCCUUUGGACUGAUAGCGCAAUAUUCUUUGCUGAAGGAACAUGAAGUGGAGAAGAUGUUCACCCUCAAAGGGGGGCGUCUCCCCACUGCUGACGUGAAAAAUAUAAUCUUCUUCGUUCGUCCCAAGCUGGAGUUAAUGGAUAUUAUAGCUGAGAAUGUCAUCAGUGCGGAUAAGAUGCAUUCCCCACGUGACUUCCACAUCCUUUUUGUGCCACGGCGGAGCAUGCUCUGUGAACAGCGGCUGAAGGAGCAGGGGGUCCUGGGUUCGUUCAUCAACAUAGACGAGUACAUUCUAGACCUCAUCCCGUAUGAUAGUGACCUGUUGUCCAUGGAGUCUGAAGGAGCCUUCAGGGAGUGCUAUCUGGAGAGUGACCAGACAAGUCUGUACCACACAGCCAAGGGCCUUAUGACUCUCCAGGCUCUGUAUGGGACCAUCCCCCAGAUAUUUGGGAAAGGGGAGUGUGCACGGCAUGUAGCUAACAUGAUGCUUAGGAUGAAAAGGGAGUUUGCUGGCAGUCAGACUCAGAUCCUGCCGGUCUUUGACUCCCUACUGCUGCUGGACCGUAACAUAGACCUGCUGACCCCUCUGGCCACACAGCUCACAUAUGAAGGCCUAAUUGAUGAAGUCUAUGGAAUAACCAACGGAUACGUGAAGCUGCCUCCUGAGAAAUUUGCUGCCCAAAAGAAGCAGGGUGAGGCUGGUAAAGACCUGCCCACGGAGCCCAAGAAAAUGCAGCUCAACUCAGCUGAGGAGCUUUAUGCUGAGAUACGGGACAAAAACUUCAAUGGUGUAGGAGCUGCCCUGAGCAAGAAGGCCAAGAUCAUAUCUGCUGCCUUUGAGGAGCGACAUAAUGCCAAAACCGUAGGCGAGAUAAAGCAGUUUGUGUCCCAGCUGCCCCACAUGCAGGCAGCACGCAGCUCCCUAGCCAAUCACACCUCCAUAGCUGAGCUCAUCAAGGACAUCACCACCUCCGAGGCCUUCUUUGACAACUUGACUGUGGAGCAAGAGUUUAUGACUGGAGUAGACACAGACAAGGUUAACGCGUACAUUGAGGACUGCAUCGCUCAAAGGGAUCCCCUGAUCAAAAUCCUGCGCUUGGUCUCCAUGCAGUCGGUCUGCAACAACGGCCUGAAGCAGAAAGUGUUUGACUACUAUAGGAGGGAGAUCCUGCAGACUUAUGGAUAUGAACACAUGCUCACUCUCAACAACUUGGAGAAGACCGGUCUUCUGAAGCCCCAGACAAGCACCAGGAAUAACUAUCCCACCAUCAGGAAGACACUGAAGCUCUGGAUGGAGGAUGCCAAUGAACAGAACCCCAAUGACAUAUCCUAUGUGUAUAGUGGCUACGCUCCUCUGAGUAUCCGUCUGGCCCAGGUCUUGGCCAGGCCCGGCUGGCGCAGCAUCGAGGAGGUUCUGAAAAUGCUCCCAGGUCCACACUUUGAGGAGAGGCAACAGCUGCCUGCCGGCCUCCAUAAGAAACGCCAGCAGGGGGAGAAUAGGACCACACUGGUGUUCUUCCUAGGAGGGGUCACGUACGCGGAAAUUGCGGCCCUGCGUUUCCUGUCUCAGAUGGAGGACGGCGGCACAGAGUACAUCAUCGCCACAACUAAGCUCAUCAAUGGUACCAGCUGGAUCAAAUCACUUAUGGACCGCCCUGAGGCCCAGACGCUGUGAGGCCACUUCCCGCACCCUCGGGGGAACAGCUGGACACAUCAAACAGAUGGACCAAAAGACCCUGCCGCUUGUUUUUAAUGUCCAUAUUCCAGCGCCCUGCAGGUGUGUUUGAUUGAUCUUAGUAACUGUCAAUAUGAGCAGGUGUCAGCUCCUCAGUUCUUCCUGUUAUUUGCAACUCUAACCGCUUGCUCAAAACACAUCUCAAAAAUGACCUGCUUUUGUCAUUGAAUGGAGCCAAGAUGAUGU
Messenger RNA from Esox lucius (northern pike), 2087 nucleotides. It is a transcript of the gene vps33a, whose product is annotated as VPS33A core subunit of CORVET and HOPS complexes. The transcript has 13 exons. NCBI's taxonomy places the organism in Eukaryota, Metazoa, Chordata, Actinopteri, Esociformes, Esocidae. Gene Ontology annotation, biological process: vesicle-mediated transport; intracellular protein transport. The coding region runs from base 36 to 1841 and encodes 601 amino acids. Gene Ontology annotation, cellular component: CORVET complex; lysosome. The record is from RefSeq and is a predicted model, not a curated record.